Molecule: messenger RNA, 1422 nt
Organism: Aspergillus melleus
Lineage: Eukaryota; Fungi; Ascomycota; Eurotiomycetes; Eurotiales; Aspergillaceae
Product: WD repeat protein
Exons: 2
Coding region: 1-1422 (473 amino acids)
Biological process (GO): proteasome-mediated ubiquitin-dependent protein catabolic process; transcription-coupled nucleotide-excision repair; protein polyubiquitination
Cellular component (GO): Cul4A-RING E3 ubiquitin ligase complex; nucleotide-excision repair complex
Molecular function (GO): protein binding
Source: RefSeq, a predicted model, not a curated record
AUGAAUUCGUACCUCCUCAAUAGGGCCCUAGGGUCCAUCACUCCGUCUGAUUUUCACGUUGCUUUGACAACCCGACUGGUUCAGCAUCUAGAGCCAGCUCCCGGCCUUCGUUUCUCCAGUCGCAAAGACCCUGGAUCCGGCGCAGGAGAUGCGCAGAUCGGUUGCGACGAUGAGAUCUACGCUCAUAAAGCCGGCGUGAACGUGCUUGCUAUCGAUCAAUAUGAUGGCCGAUUCAUGGUCUCUGGCGGCGCAGAUCCCUCGAUCCACCUGUGGGAUCUAGAAAGUCGAGGCUCGCAGCUAUCCCAUACUCAUCGAUCGAUCGUAUCCAUCAACAAGUCGUCGCAUGAGGAUGCUCAUACGCGCGCCCUCACUUCUCUCUCGAUAUACCCCUUCGAUCCGACGCCAUCGACCGUACUGUCAACAUCACACGAUGGGACUCUGAAGCUCUCCGCCCUAGAGCCUACGGGCAUCACGCCGGUGCAUACGUUCAACCUCGACUGCACACCCUACGCGCAUUCCAUGUCCGCACAUAACGGAUCACCUCUCCUUAUCGCCGUGGGCACUUCCGAGAAGCCUGUCCGGCUGCUAGAUCUACGCUCGGGUCUCUCCACACACGGUCUCCCAGGACACACCUCUUCCGUCCUAUCGGUGUCAUGGGCUCCUCACCGACCACAUAUCCUAGCCUCCGCGUCGGCCGACCACCGCGUGAUUCUUUUCGACAUUCGUCGCGGCGGACACAACUCCGCCAUCGCUGCACUGGAUAUGGACGAUGCCGUGGGCUUGGUUCCGCCGCACACAGCCCCGCCGGGCUACGAAAGCCGCCCAGCCUACUCCCCGUACGUGCGAGCGCACGGCGGUGCGGUGACUGGCGUCCGAUGGACCUCCAACGGCUCGCAUCUCGUUACAGCGGGUCAGGACGCGCGCAUUCGCGUCUGGGACGCCACGACGGGCGCCAACACCCUCGUGCACUUCGGCCCACGAGUCCGCAAUAGCGUUUCAUCACACCUGGCCGAACGAGCGCCAUUAGUGUUGCCAAAAGGGGUGAUGGACGCCGGUCAUGAGACGCUGCUCUGGCCAAAUUUCAACGAGAGGGACGAUCGCGGCGAGAUCUUCAUGUUCGAACUCCGCGAAGGGACAUUCAUCAAGCGGUUGCGCGUUCCAGGACUUGCGAUCAACGCCCAGAGCAUGCGCGGCCGAUCUAGUGCACUCAGCGCCGCGCGGAUCAACGCUCUCGCAUGGCGUGGCAACGGCGCUUCAGGCGAAGGAAUUGAAAUGUUCUCAGCGCACGGUGAUGGCACGAUCCGAACAUGGGUGUCUCGAGAACCGGAAGGCGAGCCAGACGAGGAGCAAGAAGCGGAACAGGCUGAUCGAAAACGAAAGCGCGAUGUUCUCGAGGAGAUCUACCAAGGUUUUGUCAGCUGA